AUGGGUUACAAGUGGGGUCUGGUAGAAAAAAAUAUCAGUGGAGACGGGUCACACACUACUCUCAUUUUGUUUCUUGCUCUUUUUCUCUCUUUCUCCCUUUCUCUUACACACAUUUCACACCACUCUCUCCUGUUUUCGCCCUUUUUCUCUCCCACUUACUUACACAUUUACACUGCUCUUUCAUUCUCUGUCUCUCUCCCUCAUUCACACACUCUCUCUCUCACUAUCUAUCUCAUGAAUACACUUAUACACUAUGCUAUUGUGCUCUUUCUCUCUCCUUCUCACGCACUCUAUUUUCAUUCUCUUUCUUACUCUUUUUAUUUUCUAUCCCUUUCUCUCUCUCAAACACAAUAUUCUCUCAAUCCUGUUCUUACUCUUUUUCUCUUUCUCUCUCUCCCUCUCUCUCUCUCUCGCACACACACACACACACACACACACAUAUACACAAUUCCCUUAUGCUCUUUCUCAAUUCUUUCAUCUCUUCUUUGUCUUUGUUCGUCCUCACGUUUCAGCCCCUCAUUUUACUUACUUUCUUUCUUUCUUAUUGUUUCUGCUUGUGAUCUUAAACUUUUCUGUCUUUUUUCUGUACCCACUCUCUCUAUCUUCCUCUCUAUCGUUCCGGUAUCUAGCCUGUCUCUAUGGAGAGUCCAGCAAAAACCAACUCGCGUAACAGGACUCCACUUGCCUUUAUAA
Molecule: messenger RNA, 693 nt
Organism: Acanthosepion pharaonis
Lineage: Eukaryota; Metazoa; Mollusca; Cephalopoda; Sepiida; Sepiidae
Source: the annotation of a GenBank genome assembly